Messenger RNA from Ostrinia furnacalis (Asian corn borer), 1762 nucleotides. RefSeq lists its product as uncharacterized. The coding region runs from base 35 to 1762 and encodes 575 amino acids. The transcript has a single exon. The record is from RefSeq and is a predicted model, not a curated record. Lineage: Eukaryota; Metazoa; Arthropoda; Insecta; Lepidoptera; Crambidae.
UUAUUUUGUAAUUGGAAUUUUUAUUUGUUACACAAUGGACAACGAUGCCCAAUCAGUUACUAUUGCUAUCCCGAAGCCUCGGGAGUGUGAAAAAUCAGCUGAUCGUCUCUAUAAACAAGUGAAAAUUAACACAAUCUUGAAGCGGAGUAUGGAAAAGCGCUGUAGAAGAUACACAAACGAAGAUUCAUCUCGUAAAUACUCGAUCACUGGCGAUAAACCAUUGACGUUGAAACAUUUUAAAAGAGAUGAAUUGUUGGUGCCUUUCAAAGUUUACACGAAGACGCAAGAACACGAUAAGCAUAAGCAAAAACUAGCAAUAAAAUAUAACGAAAAAUAUAAGGUUAUUAGAACUGAUUUACAAAAGAGACUUCACGUUGAAUACCCUCCUGACGACGUUAACGCUGUUACUGAUGUCGAUGAAGGAUUUUUCAACUACGUGAAUGGGCGAUCCCUUAAAGAUCGUGUUCCACUUUUUAAAUCACUUAAAUUUGCCCUCGCAGAUCUAGUAAGAAUAAAGCAAGAGAUUGGUACAAGAAAUGAUGCAAUCUUAAACAUUGAGACAAACUGCAGAAAUGAAUUAAAAAUGUACGAUUUAAGCCUCAAGAGAUUCACGGAGCAAGCUAAAUGUUUCGAUAACUUUAUAUCCGAAGAUUAUAGAAAAUCAAAAGAUUUUCUUGACGAAUGGGAUAAAUUGAAAGUAAAACUCAAUAUAAAGAUUUCAGAACUACAAAAUGUAGCUGCUGAAGAAUUCACAAUAAUAUCUAGACUAAUGGGAUUAGACUAUUUGUAUGGUGUACAGCAAAAGUAUGGAAGAUUUUUGUAUUAUUUAUCUCCACCUAGUUGGCGUUCAAAGAACAGAGAAUUCGCGCAGUCCGUUGAAAUCGAAGCCAAGGGUUUUGAUUUAGGCUGUUCAAGCGAAGAAGAAACUUUCAAAGUUAUAUUCGACAAAAUGCAGAGAGAAUGCUUUAGUAAUUUAGUGAAACCUGUUUUGUAUUUCAAACAUCCACACGAUCUACUAAAUAUAUUCGAUGGAAUCGAGAAACAGGAGUUGCAUCAUUUUACUUACGUGACCCAUUUGGCCCCGCAUAAAAAGAUGCUUAAAGAAGGCAUUGUGUGUUUAAAAGAUAUGAUGAAACAAGAAAGUGCUUUAGUUGCAAGUUUUAUAAAGCGAAUUGAGACACUUCUUGAAUUCAGUGCUGAAAGGUGUGUGCAAUUAGAAACGAAGUUUUUUACCAUACUCAAUGGGUUGUUUUACGAAAGUGUCGGAGCGCCUGAUGUUUUGAAACUGAACGUGCAUCUUGAGUUCUGUUACGAAAGAAUAUAUGCCGAGAAACCCAUGAAUUUGGAUAUAGUUACGAUGGCUAGGGCAAUAGAAAACUUUUAUAUGGAUUAUUCAAAGCGCUUGGAGGCCAUUCAUAGCAAUGCAGUGAAGCGGGCUGUUGCUCAAUGCAUACAGACAGAACGUCGGAAAAUGAAUAAAGCGAGGCACGCUGCAAGAGAGCUACUUUCUUUUAAUAGAUUGGAACGAGACUUGAUGCGCGCCCAUGAACCUGUAACCCACGUCCAAUCGUUUCUGCCGCCAAUUAAAGGGGCUAAAUUUCAAAGAAAGGUCAAAAGACAAUAUUCUACAGCACUUAAAAUACAUAAUGAAGAUCAGAAGCCUUUAGACGAGUCAGAAAUCGAGUAUCUCACACUCUUCACAGAUUGGACUGAAGGGGACAAUCCUGCUAAAUAUCUACAUAGGCUAGAAGAUGAAAACUAA